AUGGGGCGAAACCGGCACGCUGCCAAGGGUGAUGCACCGCGCGUGGCGACGAGUGGCCCUCGGCGCGAACGACAGCGCGUGAGCGAGGCCAAUUUAGCUCAAGCCGAGAGUGAUGCCGAUUGCCUCCGCGCUCGAGAACAGACGCAGAGCUAUUUGCCCGAUGCCCUACCGGUGCCCGUGAGUCAACCAGCGGCUGCCGGGCCGACCGGGCGCAUCGAGAUACGACUGGGCACGACCCUUUCCGUUACACGUCAGCUGCAUGCUGAGCAUCCACAUCUCAAAAUGGCAGCUCUCAACUUUGCCUCAGCCAAGAACCCUGGGGGAGGCUUUUUGCGGGGCGCGUCUGCCCAGGAAGAGAGCCUGUGCCGCCACUCGGGCCUCUUUGUGUGCAUCCGCGAUAACCCUGCCUAUGGCUUGGCACGCCGUGACAACCGUCGUGCACUCUAUCAUGACUUUGUCAUCUAUUCUCCCGCCGUGCCUGUUUACCGCGAUGACGUGACGGGCGCUCUUCUGGACGAGCCCUACCAGGUUGAUUUUCUUACCUGCCCCGCCAUCAACGCUGGCGUGGCCCGCGAGCGUGGCGUGACACCAGAAGAGAUACUCGAAGCUUUGACUCGGCGUAUCGAUGCUGUGCUCUCCGUGGCUGCUACGCAGCAGGUGGAGAUCCUUGUGCUCGGUGCCUUUGGCUGUGGUGUGUUUAAAAACGAUCCCGUCGACGUGGCCAAGGUCUUUGCUGAUCUCCUCCACCAUAAGUACGCCGGUGCUUUCCCUCACGUUGUCUUUGGUAUCCCAUCGGAGCGAAAUACGAGCAACUUGGAUGCUUUUGUGCGCCACUUUCCCCUCGCGUCCUCUGAGGCUGGGCCCAAGGAUGAACCAGUCUCAUGA
This is a messenger RNA of Monosiga brevicollis MX1, 885 nucleotides long. RefSeq lists its product as uncharacterized. The transcript has a single exon. The record is from RefSeq and is a predicted model, not a curated record. The coding region runs from base 1 to 885 and encodes 294 amino acids. Lineage: Eukaryota; Choanoflagellata; Craspedida; Salpingoecidae.